GGAGGGUUUAUCAGACCGCUCAGGAGAAGCCCCAGUCCUCAGUCCCGGAGAGAUACAUAGGGCCCUGCGUUUCCCCCCAAAAGAGGCGCUGCUGUUUAGCGAACAGGGGGCCCGACGAUUAUGGUCCGCGAAGGCAGGGACCCUUGGAGAGGCGUCUACAGUAACGGCCCCUUCUUAUUGCAGGGGCAGCAGGGCUGUUUUUCCCUCCUCCUCCUCCUCCAGCUGCUGCUGGUGCAGCUGUUGCGCCCAGCUGGCCGCGCCCUGGGCGCCCCGGUUUCAGGUGUCUGUGCCACUUGUCAUGUACAUGCCACCUGUCAGCAGAGAGAUGGGAAGGAGAGUUGUAUCUGCAAUUAUGGAUUUGUGGGCAAUGGGAUAACCCAAUGUCAUGAUAAAGAUGAGUGUCAAUAUGGAGCCACUGUGGUCUGUGGGAACAAAACAUCUUGCCAUAAUACCCUUGGAGGCUUUUACUGCGUUUGUCUGGAAGGCUAUCGAGCAACAAACAACAACAAGACAUUCAUUCCCAAUGAUGGCACUUUUUGUACAGACUUGAAUGAAUGUGAAGUCCCAGAUACCUGUGGUCCUGGGGGACAAUGUAUAAAUACUCCUGGAAGCUAUGAAUGCUAUUGCAAGAAUGGAUACCUUCCCCAAAAUGGGAUCCAACCUUUCUACCCUACGAGGGAUGGUACAUUAUGCAAAGAAAUAGACUGUGGGACACCUCCGGAGAUUCCAAAUGGCUACAUCAUCGGAAAAUACACCUCUAGACUGGGUGGCCAAGUUAAUUAUGCUUGUAAAGAAGGAUUUUACAAUGACCAGAAAGAGAGUAUGACAACUUGUACUGCUGAUGGUACUUGGGAGACCCCAAAGAUACACUGUCAAGAGAUAAAGUGCGGCAGCCCACCAGUGAUUCAACAUGCUAUCCUUGUGGGGAAUUACAGUUCUAAUCUAGGAAGUAUUGUCUACUAUACUUGUGUAGAUGGCUUUGAGAGCACUGGAGGGAACCUUACCUCACUUUGCACAGCAGAAGGUAUCUGGAAGAAAAAUACCUUACAUUGCACAGAAAAAAAGACAUCGAUUACUAAUGUGUUUGUCUUUAAUGAUACCUGUGUAAAAUGGCGAGUGUCUCCAGGAAGAGAAGACUUGAAGAUGGCAUAUCUGAUACACAUUCAAGGGCAGCAACGAGAUCGGACAGAAUUUGUCCAUGAGGACUUGUUGAACUUCACCACAAGCAGUCAGGAGCCUGAGGUCUGCCUACAUCUGGAUCAGGGUACCAACUACACUGUGACCAUUAGGAUUACCUUUCCUAGGCUCUCUGUGCCUGUAACUGUCAGGAUUCAAACAGCUGAUGAUGAUGGAUCCUUGAAUGUUUCAAUAUUUAAUGAAACCUGUUUGAAAUGGAAGAGGAACCCCAGAGAUAUUGCAGAAAAGCAAAUAUACCAGUUUCAAGUCCUGGGACAAAGACAGUAUCAAAACAACUUUUAUCAUGAGACAUCGUUUAACUUUACUACAAGAGAAAGAUUUCCAGAGGUGUGUUUAGAUCUGUACCCAAGAACUUAUUAUACAAUAAAUAUCACCACCAUGGCAUUUCCAAAACAUUCGGCACAUAUCAUCAUAGCAACACCAAGAUCAGUAAAGCAGAUUAUAAGUAACAUUUCAGUUCUUAAUGAAACCUGCUUGAGAUGGAAGAGAAAUAUGAAGAUGGAUGAUUCAGAGGAGAUGUAUUUAUUCCAUAUAUGGGGCCGCCGAGGGUAUCAGAAGGAAUUUGACCAGGAAGUAUCAUUUAACCUGACCACUGGCAGUUGGGCUCCUGAGGUUUGCCUGGAGCUGUACCCAGGCACCAACUACACUGUAAACAUCACAGCAGCAUCCUCUGGACUUCCUGUGGUGGUCUCGCUUAUGACCCAGAUAACUGAGCCUCCAAUUCCAAACAUAGAGUUUAUUGCAGUACAAGGAGAUCCUUUACCAGCCCUGAGUCUACGGAAAGCAGAGGACAGAAAUGGACCCAUCAGUUCAUAUCAAGUGUUGGUGCUGCCCUUAGCUCUCCAAAGCAAGUUUCUCUGUGAUUCUAUACAGAACACCACUUUCUUUACCAAUGACUCAAGUACUAAGGGAUAUGUGGCUGCAGAAUUCCUGGCCAAAGACAUUACUGACGUCCAAGAGAUCUCCCUUGGAGACAGACUAUACUAUGGGAAAUUUUACAAUGCACCCUUGAAACCAAGAAGUGACUACUGCAUUAUAUUACGAAUCACUAGUGAAUGGAAUCAGGUGAGAAGACAAUCCUGUGUAGUUUGGGCUGAAGUGAAAGAUUCCUCCUUCAGUUUGCUACAAAUGAUGGGUGUUGGAUUGGGAUCCGUGGUUGCUGUGGUCAUUUUAGUGCUUCUCUCUUUCUCAGUGGUAUGAAGUCAGCCAGCUCUGGGUUCAGGAAUCUCUUCUGAAGAUCAUGUGGAACCUACCUCAAGUGCAUCCUGAAAAUGAAAAUCAGGCUGAAAAUGACAAGCAGGAUCUGACCAAAAUGAAUCUGUACCAUUGAAGGGAGCAAUCAAGGAGGAAAAUUCUUGGGCACAAUUCUAUGAAAGAAUAAAAUUGUCUAAGACAACCAGAGAUAGAGGGUCAUUGGCUGAUCCAGGAAGAGCAAUAGCACAUAUCUGGGGAAUAGACGUUAAACUUCAUCUGAUUUAUUGCGUAUAUAACCCUGUUAUUGUUGCUAAUUUGGGAAAGGAGGGACAUUUGUAAAAAUGCUGUCAUAAGGAGCAGUGAAUGUUAUUGGUGAGGCAAGCUGCUUGGCAGAAAAUUGGAAGCAGGAUUAAUAGAGCAUGAUGAAGAUAGGGAAUAAACUAAUGAUUUCAUUGAUACAUAGUGAGUUUAUUCUCUACUCAAAUAUCAAAUCAGUCUUCCUAAAGCAAAGGUCUGCACACAAAAUCCCUUCUAUUCAAUAAACUCCAGUGACUCCCUAUUACUUCCAGGAUUUAAAAAAAAAAUGCUACUUUUCCAUUCUUUUUACACCUAACUCCACUCCAUGUUCUCCUCUGUCUAUGAAUGUUGACCUCUUUGCUGUUCUUCAUGCAAGACUUUUCACCUUCUGUAAGAAGCUUUUCUUGAUCCUUUUAAUGCUAGAGCCUUUCCCCUGAGCUGAUUUCCCUACAUUCUGUAUCUAUCUUUAUUGUACACAGUUGCUUGCAUGUUACCUCUCCCAUUAGACUUCAAACUCCUUGAUAUUAGAGACUGUUUUGCCCCCCCCCCUUUAUGAUGAGGAUUUAUAUGGUACUAAAUGUUUCUCCACAAGGAAACUCUCUCCCAAAGUAGAUCAACAUCUUCUCUUGAGUAGCCUAAAGAAUUAAGAGGUUAAAUAAGAUUUUAUAAAGGUGAAUGUUGACAGCUCUUUGCAUAUGUUUCGAAAAAUAAAAUACUAUUUAAAAAAGAAUUAAAAGGUUAAGUGACUAUGCACACUGACUCAAUUAGGAGAUCAUGCCAAGAAAUAGUCCCAAUCAAUUGGAAGAGCUCCUCAUUAGUACUGAUGUGAGAAGCCGCAAUCUCAUCUCAUUGUACUGGAGUUCCAUAUUCUUCUCAUUUUCAGGAGCACUAGAGUUGUCUUUCAGGCCUAAAAAUUUUGCUCUAGAGACAUGAUUGGAAAGCACACCAAAAAGUUAAUAGUUGGAAGCAGAAAACCUGAAUUUAAAUUCCACUUUUAAUGUUUACUAGCUAUCAUUACACUCUUCUGAGUCUCAAUUUCUUCAUCUGUUAAAUGGGACAAACAGUACUUUCACUAUCUAACUCAUCGGCUUGUUUUGAGAUGAAGUGAGAGAAAGGUCUGUGCAUGAGAAAAGAUACUUAUUUGCAAAAAAAUAAAAUAAAUAAAGUCCUUUAUAAGUUUUUUAUAUAAGCAUAACUUAGACAGGGUGAUAGGGAUUAGUCCUAUGAUGUCAAAAUUUAGAGGAAAUAAACACACUUGCAGUUUUUCAACAGUGUAAAAACAAUUGAACUUAGCAUCUGAUUUGAAGAAUAAUUAGUCAAAAUAGGAAACAUUCAGAAAACAAGCUUCUCUUCCCCUCCCCACUUCCCACCCAAGGUUCACCAAAUGACUCUAUCCUACCCAAUUUUUCAAUCAGAUAAUCAAAAAACAUUUAAGUGCCUAUUAUGUGUCAAUCACUCUGCUACAUUCCAGGGGUAGAAAAACUUGAAACAAUCCCUAACCUCAAAGAGUUUAUAUUCCAUUGGGAGUGACAAUGUAUACAAAUAAGCUACAUACAAAAUAUAUAUUAAAUAGUUUCUAGAUGAUUGAUGUGUAUGUGUGGAUAUGUCUCUUGUAUGUGUGUAGCUGAAAAAGUCAGUAAAGGCCUCACAAAGAAAGUAGACCUUGAGCUGAGUAUUAGAAGAAUAUAUGGAUUCUAAGAGGAAGAGAGAGCACUUGCCAGUCACUGGGGACAGCCAUUAUAAGGGCACAGAGACAAAUGAGUAAAGUCAUUUUGGUCAAUUGAAUUCAUUAAGUAAAGUAAUGUGUAAUAAGGCUAUUAAGGAAUGUUAGGGCAGAGCACAAAGUGUUUUAAAUGACAGAAGGGUUUAUAUUUGAAGCUAGAGAUAAGAAGAAGAUGCUGGAGUCAGUUGAUAGGGAGAGUGACAUUAUCAGACUUGUAAUUUUGGGGGAAAUAUGUUAGUAGAUGUAUGGAGAAUAGAUAAAAAUGGAGAGAAUAGAAAAAUAGAGAGAGCUACCAAUUAGGAGUGCUAUGAUAGUGUGGUCAAAAGGCAAUGAGAGGCUUGUUAGGAUUAUGUGACUAUGAGUAGAGAAAAGAUUGACUGAAUAUGUGUAUGUGUGUGUGUAAAUGUUACAUAAAUAUAUAACAUGUAUGUACAUAUUUUAUAUAUGUAUAUAUACUAUACAUGCAUAUGUAAAAUUUAUACAGCUAAUAUAUAUAUUUAUAAUUAUCUUUAUCAUCUCUUCAUUUAUGAGCCAUACAUAUACACACAAACACACAUACAUAUUUGCACCAUAUACUGUUCUAUAGUUGUUUUUCAAUCAUGUCUGACUCCUCAUUAAUUCAUUUGGGUUUCUCUUGUCAAAGAUACUGGAAUGGUUGCCAUUUCCUUCUCCAGCUCAGUU
Messenger RNA from Sarcophilus harrisii (Tasmanian devil), 5092 nucleotides. RefSeq names its product sushi domain containing 1 (gene SUSD1). Bases 121 to 2397 code for a protein of 758 amino acids. The record is from RefSeq and is a predicted model, not a curated record. Gene Ontology annotation, molecular function: calcium ion binding. The transcript is spliced from 17 exons. Lineage: Eukaryota; Metazoa; Chordata; Mammalia; Dasyuromorphia; Dasyuridae.